AUGGCCAAGACAGUCCUCAUCACCGGUGCCGCUGGCGGUCUCGGAAAGGCAAUCGCCGAUGCUUUCCUCGCCGGCGGUGCCAAUGUUGCCGUGUGCGACGUCAACCCUCAACGAAUCACGGCUGUCGAAGAGGAAUGGACCAAGUCCUAUGACGGCAAAUUCCUCGCUCAACAAGCCGACGUAACAGACGAGGCCGCUUUCCAAAGUCUUGUCGAUGCCACUGUCUCCAAAUUCGGCCGCCUGGACGUUUUAAUCAACAACGCCGGCGUCAUGGAUGACUUCUCUCCCGUUGGCGCAUGCUCCAAGGAGACAUGGGACCGUGUCCUCAACAUCAACCUCAGCGGGCCAUACACCACCUCCAAGGUCGCCAUCGCCCAGUUCGAGAAGCAAGAUCCCGUCGGUGGCAUCAUCAUCAACAUGGGCUCCAACGCCAGCAUUCAUGGAUUCAAGGCCGGAGCGGCUUACACAGUAUCCAAGGCUGGUGUCAUGGCGUUGACCAAGAACACGGCAGGCUUCUACGGGCCAAAGGGUAUCUACAGCAUCGCAUUGCUUCUGGGCGGCAUGAACACCAACAUUACCGAUGCCUUCGCCAAGGGCAUGCACAUGGAGGCGUUCCAAGCCAUCUCUGCUUCUCAGUCGCCUGCGGGUCUCGAGAAAAUGGUGCCUAUUGAGAGCGUGGCCAAGUAUUGCGUGUUUUUGUCAGAGAAGGAUAUUGCGACGAGCGCAAAUGGGUCUUGCGUUGUGUUUAACAACAACUGGCCUGAGGCGUAA
Molecule: messenger RNA, 771 nt
Organism: Podospora pseudocomata
Lineage: Eukaryota; Fungi; Ascomycota; Sordariomycetes; Sordariales; Podosporaceae
Exons: 1
Coding region: 1-771 (256 amino acids)
Molecular function (GO): oxidoreductase activity, acting on the CH-OH group of donors, NAD or NADP as acceptor
Source: RefSeq, a predicted model, not a curated record